CUAAGUUACUCUAACUAGUAUUUACGCACAUUUAGGCUUCAUAUGGACGCAAAUUCUUCACUCAAUCUCUCAUCUUCCCAUAUUGUUUAGUUUCUACACAAAGUUCUCAAACUAUUAUUUCUGCUUCAUACUUUUAACCAUUCUUGUUCAAGAUUUUGAGGAUAUAUAUCUGAUUUUUAUCUUGGAAACCCUUCUUCUGAAUUCAUAUUUUUCUCUUGAGCAUAAUCCAUUGUCUGGAGUAGGUAUUUUAUCAGACAAAAUGGGUGAUGAUCAUGUGUUGGAAGCGAUGGAAGCAAUGGAUUUUGACAAGCAUCCAUCAGGAAUCGUCCCAAUUAUUCAGAAUAUUGUUUCGUCUGUCAAUUUGGAUUGUAAGUUGAAUCUUCGAGAAAUAGCACAGAAAGCGCGAAACACAGAAUAUAAUCCUAAGCGUUUUACGGCAGUGAUGAUGAGGAUCAAAGAACCCAAAACAACAGCAUUGAUUUUCGCUUCCGGGAAGAUAGUUUGCACAGGGGCGAAAACCGAGCAACAAUCCAAACUUGCCGCCAAGAAGUAUGCCCGAAUCAUCCAAAAGCUCGGUUUCCCAGCAAAAUUCAAGAAUUUUCAAAUUCAAAACAUUGUGGGUUCUUGCGAUGUCAAGUUCGCAAUCAGACUUGAGUUGUUGAGUGUAAGUACCCAUGGAGUCUUUGCAAGCUAUGAACCAGAACUAUUUCCAGGCCUGAUAUACAGAAUGAUGAAUCCCAAGACUGUGCUUCUGGUUUUUGCAUCCGGAAAGAUAGUCAUCGCAGGAGCAAAGGUGAAAGAUGAAGUUUAUGCAGCUUUUGAGAAGUUUUUCCCUGUGCUUACACAAUACAGGAGAAAGUAGACAUGAUUUUCAAUCAAGAAGCUUGGAAGAAAGUGCAAACAGGAAGGUUAUUUGGAAGAAUUCUUGGAAAUUUUGUUUUUACUGUAUUGUAAUCUUUGUGUUACAUGGAUCCCAAUUAUAGCACGUUGUAAUAUAAUAGGAAUAUUUGUUUUUUGGCA
This is a messenger RNA of Olea europaea var. sylvestris, 1020 nucleotides long. Its product is annotated as TATA-box-binding protein-like. Gene Ontology annotation, molecular function: DNA binding; RNA polymerase II general transcription initiation factor activity. The record is from RefSeq and is a predicted model, not a curated record. The transcript has a single exon. Gene Ontology annotation, biological process: DNA-templated transcription initiation. The coding region runs from base 260 to 862 and encodes 200 amino acids. Lineage: Eukaryota; Viridiplantae; Streptophyta; Magnoliopsida; Lamiales; Oleaceae.